Molecule: messenger RNA, 786 nt
Organism: Diaporthe citri
Lineage: Eukaryota; Fungi; Ascomycota; Sordariomycetes; Diaporthales; Diaporthaceae
Exons: 2
Coding region: 1-786 (261 amino acids)
Source: RefSeq, a predicted model, not a curated record
AUGGCCGUUUCAACUCGGCCGGAAUACUUUUUCCACUUGUCCGUCGGCUCGAUCGUUUCGAGCCACAUCCCCGCGUCCAUCCUCAGCCAGCUCGCCUACUCCGUCAGCCUCUCUGCCGGAGCGGCGAGCGUGACAGGGGACCCGACGAGCCUCAUCUAUGCGGCGUUGGAGGCGACGUCGCUGCCCUCGUGGUUCACGGCUGCGGUGCCUGUCACCUACUCCUCGCAAAUACACACGGUUCAGGAGGAGAUCAACCAGCUUCGAGCUACACCGAUAAGCCUGGCGUCUGUGUCCACUUCGUCGCCCACCUCUGACGACCCGGUAUCGCAGACCUCUCUCGCCAGCAGCGCCCCAUCCACAACCUCCGAGACCCAAAGAAGUAAAGCCUGGAUUGCCGGACCAGUCGUCGGCGGCAUCGCCGCGAUCUGCCUCCUCGCGCUCGGGGUAUUCAUAUACCAACGGCGCCGGAGGCGCAGGGCGGCCGGGCGGCCGGAGCUCGAGGGCGACACGUUCCAGAAGACAGGUGACAAGCCGCAGCUGCAUUCCGACCACCUGCCGCCGAGGUACCUGUACGAGAUGGACGCCUCGCACGCCCCGUCCGAGGCCGACGAUGGCGCGCUCCCGGAGAUGGCCGCGAACGAGGCACCGGCUCGGGAGCUGGCGGCUGAUGACCACCACUCGCGAGCUUCCGUCAGCAAAAAAGACGUUGCACAUCCUGAGACUUCUGCGGAGGGCCGCGAAAAAUGUCAUAAUUUCCAAGACGUGGUGGAAACACGGCCGUCAUAA